CUGGGGACAUGUAUCUUAAAUAUAAUGGUUGUGGUGGUGGUCGAGACAUGUUUGAGUGGUAUAAUCGUUAAUAACACGCCUGAUUGAGAUUCUUUUCUCUCUCUCUGGUAGGAAGAGUGACUUCUGUUUUAAAGUCACAUGUGCCUUGUCUCCGACAAAAUUUUAUCUCUCUUCUUGCUCCUUGGCUCUGGUUCACAUGCUACUUCAAUAAGAUUUCACUAACUUUAAGGGUUUUUCAUCUCAGAAGAGUCAGAUUAUUUUAAGGUGUAAAUCAAGAAAUGUACAAGCAUCCAAGACAAGAGGUUGAGGCUUACUCUUUGCCUCCUUUUGAGGCCAACUCUGUUGGUAAGCUUACGUACGUACCCGUUAACAACUCCCGUAAACGGUAUUGCAUGCUCGAGCCAUCAUCAUCACCUGACUCUACCGUUUUGAUAUCAAACAACAACUAUGGAUAUGAUGAUACGUCCGCCUCUUGUGUGACCGACGAUUUUAAUGACAAGAUAAAGGAGCUAGAAACAGUGAUGAUGGGACCAGACUCUUUAGACUUAUCCCUCUAUUACAAUAACUCAUUUGUAUCAACGUCAUGUCAAGAGACUAAUAGCUGGAGAUCAACUCUAGAGGCCGUCUCAAGACGUGACCUAAGAGCCGAUCUUGUCUCAUGUGCAAAAGCCAUGUCUGAAAACGAUCUCAUGAUGGCAAAUUCAAUGAUGGAGAAGCUACGUCUAAUGGUUUCUGUUUCUGGUGAGCCUAUCCAACGUUUAGGAGCUUACUUACUAGAAGGCCUAGUAGCUCAGCUAGCUUCAUCAGGUAGUUCAAUAUACAAAUCACUUAAUAGAUGCCCUGAACCAGCAAGCAACGAGCUUCUCUCCUACAUGCACAUCCUCUACGAGGUUUGUCCUUACUUCAAGUUCGGAUACAUGUCAGCAAAUGGUGCUAUUGCUGAAGCCAUGAAGAAUGAAAACAGAGUUCAUAUUAUUGAUUUUCAAAUCGGUCAAGGGAGUCAAUGGGUUACUCUUAUCCAGGCUUUUGCGGAGAGGCCCGGUGGGCCUCCUUGGAUACGGAUAACGGGUAUUGAUGAUAUGACUUCAGCUUAUGCUCGUGGAGGUGGGUUGAGUAUUGUGGGGAAUAGACUUGCUAGGCUUGCUAAGAAGUUUAAUGUUCCAUUUGAGUUCAACUCGGUGCCGGUUUCAGUGUCGGAAGUUAAACCUAAGAACCUUGGAGUCCGACCAGGGGAAGCUCUAGCCGUUAACUUUGCCUUUGUGCUUCAUCAUAUGCCGGACGAAAGCGUGAGCACCGAGAAUCACCGGGAUCGGCUAUUGAGAAUGGUGAAGAGCUUAUCUCCCAAAGUGGUGACUCUAGUGGAGCAAGAAUCCAACACGAACACGGCUGCUUUCUUCCCAAGGUUCAUGGAGACAAUGGACUACUAUGACGCCAUGUUCGAGUCGAUUGAUGUGACACUUCCAAGGAAUCACAAACAAAGGAUUAAUGUGGAGCAGCAUUGUCUAGCGAGAGAUGUUGUGAACAUCAUCGCAUGCGAAGGAGCUGAUCGGGUGGAGCGGCACGAACUCUUAGGGAAAUGGAGGUCACGGUUUGGUAUGGCGGGUUUCACUCCUUACCCGUUGAGUCCUCUUGUGAAUUCCACUAUAAAAAUUCUUCUUAGAAACUAUUCGGACAAGUAUAGGCUUGAAGAAAGAGAUGGAGCCUUGUAUCUUGGUUGGAUGAAACGAGAUUUGGUCGCCUCAUGUGCAUGGAAAUGACGCCAAUUAAGUACGAAUAUGUAAUGUAUAUUGGACUUUCAGUGAAAGUGUUUCUACUUGUAGGAUAAGAUAUUUUAAAACUUAUUCAUAAGGAACAAAUAAUAGUUACUCAAAAUAAGAAAACAACAUAAGUCCUACAAGUACCAAAUCUAAAC
Eruca vesicaria subsp. sativa (arugula) is the source of this 1912-nucleotide messenger RNA. Lineage: Eukaryota; Viridiplantae; Streptophyta; Magnoliopsida; Brassicales; Brassicaceae. The record is from the annotation of a GenBank genome assembly.